AUGGGAUUUGGCGGUGGAGGAGGUCGACAUAAUGACGGCCCUGUCGAUACCCAGUUGUACGAUCUACUUAGGGUCCCCCCGACGGCUUCUCAGGACGACAUAAAAAAGGUAAUAAUUUUAAGUUUUAGUCUAUUAUUAUUUUUAGUCAUAUCGAAAGCUCGCCAAGGAAUACCAUCCUGAUAAAAACCCUAAUCACGGCGACAAGUUCAAGGAGAUUAGCGCUGCUUAUGAAGUGUUGUCCGACCCCCGGAAACGUGAAAUCUACGAUCAGGCCGGCUUGGAAGGCCUGGAGGGUGGUGGUGGAGGUGGAUUCUCUGGAGAAGACAUCUUCAGUAUGUUUGGAGGUGGUGGUGGUAUUUUCAACAUGUUUGGUGGAGGUGGCCGUGGAAGGCGGCAACGCAGGAAAGGAGAGGAUACCGUCCAGCCGUUCCCCGUGUCGUUAGAAGAUCUUUACAAAGGGAGAACUGCGAAACUUCAAGUCACUAAAAACAUUAUAUGCAGUUCUUGUGAAGGGUAGGUUGCUGAAUUAUGUUAAUGCCUUUCUUUUAGAAAGGGUGGAAAAGAAGGAGCUUGUCAGACAUGCACUAGAUGCCAUGGACAAGGGCGGGUGUUGGUUACUAGACAGUUCGGUCCUGGGAUGAUUCAACAAAUGCAAACAAAAUGUACGACUUGCAAUGGAGAAGGUACUAUAAUCAACGAAAAAGACAGAUGCGUUAAAUGCUUGGGCAAAAAAACGGUCAAAGAACAAAAGGUCAUCGACAUUCACAUAACCCCUGGAAUGAGAGAAAAUCAAAAGAUUAUUUUCUAUGGUGAAGGAGACCAAGAGGUAUGAUUUGCAGUCCCUUUUGUAAUUUCCCGUUUUUAGCCAGGAAUCGAACCUGGAGAUGUAAUCUUGGUUAUCAAAACGAAACCUCAUCCAGAGUUUCAAAGAAGAGGAGACGAUUUGUGGAUGAGGAAAUCUAUCAGCCUCAAUGAAGCCCUUUGUGGAUAUCAAACGGUUGUGGAACAUUUGGAUGGCCGAAAAGUUCUGAUCAAGACUAAACCUGGCGAAGUAAUUAAACCAGGUAUGAAAUUCAGGACGGGGGUUUGCUAGUUUGCCCCCCGGCAAGUCUACUGUCAGGGGUGGGGGGUAAUUAAUGACGUGGAUCCCUUAUGUGUUCUUUCGUAGAAAAAAUUAUCAUGUAACCUCUUCUAAAAGUGUUACGUAAAAAUUACUUUUAUCAAAAUUGCACUUACAAUUCACACUUUUGUUGCGCACUAUACUUUUUUGAAGGGAUCUACGCCAUCGGUUAUCCUAAACUCCUGAAGAGCGGCUAGAUUCUUCCGAGGGGCGUGUGUUUGAAGAUAGAUUCUCCAGUCGAUCAGGACGUCUGUUACUGAUUAAUGAUUUUUUUAGAAUCUGUUCGAAUUGUAAAAGGCGAAGGAAUGCCUAACAAAGACAACAGUGCCCAUGGAAGCUUGUAUGUAAUUUUCUCAGUAACUUUCCCAGAAAAUCGCUUUUUGACCGAGGAUGGAUUUAAGGUAAGCUAGUUUUUUAAAAAAGGCGAGGAAAAUUUGAACCAACUACGAAGGAAUAUCUGUUGGUCGUUUUGGCAAAAAAAAUCAAAUAUCGUGCAACUCGAGAGUGCCAAUGUAACGUCGUAUUUAUUUUAGCAAUUGGAAAGCCUUCUGCCGAAACGACCCCAUGCAGCAAUUACUGUUACUCCAGAUAUUGAAGAAGUUUCUCUUUGCGACUUCGAUGAAGCUAGAUAUGAAGGUGGAGGCGGUGGUCGCCGAGAAGCUUACCAUGACGAUGACGACAGCGAUGAGGAAAUGCAUGGGCAUGGUGGUCAGAGAGUGCAGUGCGCGUCCCAAUAA
Messenger RNA from Bursaphelenchus xylophilus (pine wood nematode), 1857 nucleotides. Lineage: Eukaryota; Metazoa; Nematoda; Chromadorea; Rhabditida; Aphelenchoididae. The record is from the annotation of a GenBank genome assembly.